AUCAUCAUCAUCAUCUCAUCAUCUCUCUCUCUCUCUCUCUCUCUCUCUCUCUCUCUCUCUCUCUCUCCAAUAAGAGGAAAAAGAAGGAGAAAAGAAAGACAGCUUUAUUCCAUUUACCAAAUCGACUAUAGAAGCCAACACGAUCUUCUCUGAUAGAUAGUGAAAAGGGUCUGAGUUUUGCCGAUACACUAUGUUGCCGAGGAGUCGAACUCUUCCGUCGAGAAUUCACAAUGGAAUCUUGGAAGAGAGGCAUGACAUAAGGUCGUACUUUGAAGUGGAAGCCCAGCCUAAGCCCCAUGCCGAGAGCGAAGCCAUAAACCCUCAGUCCAACUACUCCAAGUGUUUCGACGAUGAUGGCCGGCUGAAGAGAACAGGGACAUUUUGGACGGCGACGUCGCACAUAAUAACGGCAGUGAUAGGGUCGGGAGUGCUGUCGUUGGCAUGGGCCAUGGGGCAACUGGGGUGGGUUGCCGGCCCGACGGUGAUGAUUCUCUUUGCCUUUGUCAACCUCUACACCUCCAAUCUUCUCUCGCAAUGUUAUCGUUCCGGCGACCCCAUCACUGGCCAGAGGAACUACACUUACAUGGAUGCUGUUAAGGCCAACUUAGGGGGUAAAAGGGUUAUGUUAUGCGGGUUAAUCCAGUAUCUCAAUCUGUUUGGGGUCGCAAUCGGGUACACCAUCGCUGCAUCUGUGAGCAUGAUGGCAAUAAAGAGAUCGAACUGCUUCCACAAAAGGGGCAGGAAAGAUCCGUGCCACAUGUCAAGCAACGGGUUCAUGAUCACCUUCGGAGUGAUGGAGAUUUUUCUAUCUCAGAUCCCAGAUUUUGAUCAAGUUUGGUGGCUCUCCAUUGUAGCUGCCAUCAUGUCUUUCACUUACUCCACAGUUGGUCUUGGUCUAGGGAUUGAUAUGGUUGCAGAGAAUGGGAAAUUUAAAGGAAGCCUGACCGGCAUAAAGAUAGGGACUCCAACACAUGCUGGAGCUGGAGUUGUCACUUCAACACAGAAGUUAUGGAGGAGUCUCCAAGCUCUGGGAGCUAUCGCUUUCGCUUACUCUUUCUCUAUCAUCCUCAUUGAGAUCCAGGAUACAGUCAGGUCACCUCCUGCUGAGCACAAGACCAUGAAGAAGGCUACUCUGCUCGGCAUCAUAGUAACCACUGUCUUCUAUUUGCUUUGUGGAUGCAUGGGCUAUGCUGCUUUCGGAGAUCUUGCUCCCGGAAACCUCCUGACUGGGUUCGGGUUUUUUGACCCUUAUUGGCUUCUCGACAUUGCUAAUGCCGCAAUCCUCAUCCACCUUGUGGGUGCAUAUCAGGUCUAUUGCCAACCUCUGUUUGCAUUCAUUGAGAAAUGGAGUGCACAGAAGUGGUCGAAGAGUGACUUCGUCACCGCGGAGUACGACAUACCGAUCCCUUUCUAUGGCGUGUACCAGCUUAACUUCUUCCGAUUGGUAUGGAGGACAUUGUUUGUUAUCCUCACCACAGUCAUAGCCAUGCUCAUGCCCUUCUUCAACGAUGUCGUCGGGAUCCUCGGGGCCUUCGGGUUCUGGCCUUUGACGGUGUAUUUCCCAGUGGAGAUGUACAUAUCCUCAAGGAAGAUCAGGCGGUGGUCAACCAGGUGGGUGGGACUGCAGAUACUGAGCAUGACGUGCCUCUUGAUAUCUGUAGCUGCUGCCGUUGGCUCUGUGGCUGGAGUCGUGCUUGAUCUGAAGACAUACAAACCUUUCAAGACUAGCUACUGAGAGUACAGAUUGAUCAGUAUACAAUACAAGCUUAGAAGGUUCUUAAAGAAGCGUAAGUUUUGGACUCUUGAUGUUGUUAAGUGAGAGAGGACAUCAAAAUAAAUCUCAAAUCUUCCUCAAAAGGAAUAAAAGAAAAGAUUUCCCUGUUGUCUUUACACGGUAA
Syzygium oleosum is the source of this 1898-nucleotide messenger RNA. Its product is annotated as amino acid permease 4-like. The record is from RefSeq and is a predicted model, not a curated record. Gene Ontology annotation, cellular component: plasma membrane. The transcript is spliced from 8 exons. NCBI's taxonomy places the organism in Eukaryota, Viridiplantae, Streptophyta, Magnoliopsida, Myrtales, Myrtaceae. Bases 191 to 1735 code for a protein of 514 amino acids.